AUGACCAAGGAAGGCAUUAGCUGGUCCCAAUUACUGAAGGACACCAUUGUCACAGCUCAACAUGGUAAUGACGGCAACCGAAUUGCCACGGCAACCGAGACUCUACAGCAAACAGCACAGCAAUUCGUCAAGGUGCUCAAUGAGCGUGCCAGGCUUUUAUCCAACAGUGCACAAUUUGAUACAGCGUUACGUGAUGCAGCAGCAAUAAGAACCAUAUUACCAGGAUCAGGGCUUGGAUAUUUGUGUAUGGGAGACGUGUAUUGUCAACAAGGGCAUCAUGCAGCAGCGAUUUCCAUGUACGACCAAGGGCUUGAAGCAGCACCCGAAUCAAAUCAAUUUUAUCAUCAGCUUCAGCAACAUCGAACGACUGCAGCAACCAACAACAACAAACGCGUCGAUUUUAUCAGCCGGUUGCCAUUGGAUAUUGUGAUCACCAACAUUGUACCAAGGAUGGAGUCAAGGUUAUUUUCGCAUGAGUUGUAUGGGCCUCUUUAUGUAUCACGUACAUGGCGGAAACGUUUCUUGCAGCAACCUCACGGCUUGGAUUAUCAUUUUGGCUACGAGAAUGACACCUUCAAGACGGGCCAUGAUCAACUUGUCCGAUUUGCACCUAUGUUCAGAGCUUAUCGGGAAGCACGGUGGGAGAUGCACGUUUGGAUGAUCUCUUUUCUCGUGGACACUUUGCCAACCUUAAACAACUUGAGCUACGCUGUAAGUGCCUUUACCAGCCUUCGUGGUCCAUUUAUAAACGGCUUGCAAUUGAUUGCUGGUUCACUGACGCACUUGACCAUUUCCGUGUAUCCAGAUGGUGUUGAUUUACGUGGUAUUUUGGAAUCAUGUCCAAACCUUACGUCUUUGGCAGUGGAGGAAAUGGACACUGUCAUACCUUCUUUACCAUCAUCAUCAUGUUAUCCCAAGGUGGCUCAUCUUGCACUUCACGUCGUAUCAGACCCACCUCCCGCCCACAAUGAGAUGAUAAACCUCCUCAGCCAGUUCCCUUCUUUGUUAUCAUUCGAGAUCACGCCAAUGCCUCCAUCCAGUGUCUUGAGAAUUCUACACGAGCAUUGCCCUUAUCUACAGGCUCUUUAUUACGGUGACAGGAAGCUGGACUCCAACAAGUUCAAUGUUCAUCCAAAUCGGAAGGAGAUCAGAUUGGCUCAUAUAGGUGGUGGCGAUAACAUGUGUCAUCAAGACGACCUGAUCCAGUUCUUGUAUUUGCAUCAAAAUUCACUCGAAAGGAUUGUAUUCGAUGCCGAGAUUGAUGUUGUGAAUCGUGUUUGGAGGUUACACAACGACCAAGUAGUACCGUUGGGAGAUGAAGAUCCACCUUUGCUUUCUGAAUAUGACCCCACACAAUCAAAAGCUUCGUUCUCGCAGCUGGUGGACAUUGAGGUUUCGGAUCCAGAUCCAGCUAGAAGCGAGGCCCUUCUCACGUGGUUGAUAUUGAACACGCCCAAUCUUAAAGCUAUGAGGCUCUCCCAUUCCCACCUUGAAGAAUCUCGUUUAGCAAAUGUGAUGACUAGGUCGGAGCGCCUUACCAAGUUGAGGGUGGAUGGAGAGUGGAUAAAUUAUGACUUUGGUGGCAUCACUGGAUUCUUGGAGUUUCAUAUUGCAAAGGGGAACCAGUCAACGCUCGAAGAAUUGAUCCUAUACAUGAAUACAGAGAUGAAUGAUGGAGUAAGGUUGCUAUCUUUGAUUUCCAGACUGAAAUGCCUCAAGAGCCUGGAAAUAGUCUCUGUUCAUGUGCCCGAGUAUUGGAAACCAGCGUUCAAAGCCAUAGGCCAAGGGUGUCUUGCGCUCGAAAACUUGACUCUCGGUUGCAUUGGUGCCAUGUAUGAUGGAGGUCUCAUAAAGCCUCUGCAUAAACUUCCAAAUCUCAAAUGUCUCAGCAUUGGAGGAAGACCAUUACCCAGCGAAGACCUUCUCGCCUUGAUUGAAUUUCCCAAGUUAGAACGCCUCUAUCUCCACUGUCAUGUACCCGAUGUUAUUAUGAAGAUGUUGCGUAAUCAUAUACCAAGAGUCAUUAUUCCAUAA
This is a messenger RNA of Lichtheimia ornata, 2034 nucleotides long. RefSeq lists its product as uncharacterized. NCBI's taxonomy places the organism in Eukaryota, Fungi, Mucoromycota, Mucoromycetes, Mucorales, Lichtheimiaceae. The record is from RefSeq and is a predicted model, not a curated record. Gene Ontology annotation, molecular function: protein binding. The coding region runs from base 1 to 2034 and encodes 677 amino acids. The transcript is spliced from 2 exons.